CUGCGAUAGUUCACGUGUGUCACUGUCCUUUUUUCUCAUCUUGAGCUCUCAGCGAUAUAACGGCAGGAGAGGAGCCAGCUGUCCGAGGCUGCGGGAUCUGUCCUACAUCUCGUUUUAUGAUGAUUGCCGCGGCGUUUUUGGUCCUGUUACGGCCCUACAGUAUUCAGUGUGUGCUGCUAUUGCUGUUGCUUUUGCUCGGGACUAUAGCGACUAUUUUAUUUUUCUGCUGCUGGCAUCGCAGGCUUCGUAAUGGAAAACAUCCAAUAAAAUCUGUGCUCUCCGGACGCAGCAAGAGCCGCGUUGGCCUCCGAACACAUCAUUUUCGAUCAGAGGGCUUCAGGCACAGUCCACGUCAUGCAAGAAGGACCAUACAUACUCGAGUGACGGAGGAAAAGCCAAAUCUGGUCGAGAUUCCUGAGAGUGAACCUGAUUCAUCAUCGAGUAUAAGAAAACGCAAAGUGAAGAAGAGAGUGCUGCCAGAAUUUUACCAGUCUGUACAAGUCACGCCCACACGCAAACCUAGCUCCAGUUCGGGGAACCCUUCCCUACACGGCUCCAUGUCUUCCUCGGCGGAUUUCUCGGACGAGGAUGAUUACAGUGUGAAAUCUGGGUCGGCAUCACCUGCACCCGGGGACACUUUACCGUGGAACCUGCCCAGACAUGAGCGGUCCAAGAGGAAAAUCCAGGGAGGAUCCGUGCUGGAUCCGGCGGAGAGAGCCGUGCUCAGGAUCGCAGAUGAAAGAGACAGGGUGCAGAAGAAGACAUUUACAAAAUGGAUAAAUCAGCACCUGAUGAAGGUACGGAAGCAUAUAAAUGACCUAUAUGAAGACUUACGAGAUGGACAUAACCUGAUCUCCCUGCUGGAGGUUUUGUCUGGGGAUACAUUGCCUCGGGAGAGAGGAAGGAUGCGCUUCCACAGACUCCAGAAUGUACAAAUAGCACUGGAUUACUUAAAGAGGCGGCAGGUCAAACUUGUAAAUAUCAGGAAUGACGACAUCACAGAUGGUAACCCAAAACUGACCCUGGGAUUAAUCUGGACCAUAAUUCUGCACUUUCAGAUCUCGGAGAUCCACGUGACAGGGGAGUCCGAGGACAUGACAGCCAAGGAGAGGCUGCUGCUCUGGUCCAAGCAGAUAACAGAGGGCUAUGUUGGCGUACGAUGUGAUAACUUCACAACAUCCUGGAGGGAUGGCCGGCUAUUUAACGCCAUCAUUCAUAAAUACAGGCCAGACAUGGUUGACAUGAGCCGUGUGUCGACACAGACCAACCGAUCAAAUUUAGAGCACGCGUUUUGUUUAGCUGAACAGCUGGGGGUGGCCAGGCUGCUGGACCCAGAGGACGUAGACGUUCAGUCCCCUGAUGAAAAAUCAGUCAUCACAUACGUCUCAACACUGUAUGAUGCCUUCCCCAAAGUACCCGAUGGUGUUGAUGGAAUCAGUCCUAAUGAUGUUGAUAUCAAAUGGGUGGAGUACCAGAACAUGAUCAAAUACCUCAGCCAGUGGAUCAAACACAACGUGGCCAUAAUGUCAGAUAGAUCAUUCCCCAACAAUCCAGUGGAACUCAAGGCACUUUAUACACAGUAUCUGCAGUUCAAAGAACAUGAAAUCCCGCUGAAAGAGAACGAGAAGACGAAAAUCAAGAACCUCUAUAAAAUGCUUGAGAUGUGGAUCGAGUUUGGACGCAUUCAGUUACCCCAGGGUCAUCACCCUAAUGAUGUGGAGAAGGAAUGGGGUAAAUUAAUUGUUGCCAUGCUGGAAAGAGAGAAGAGCCUGAGGCCUGAGGUGGAACGGCUUGAAACGUUGCAGCAGAUUGCCAACCGGGUCCAGCGGGACUGUGUUAACGGAGAGGACAAGCUGGCAUUGGCAGGAACUGCCCUGCAGUCUGAUGCAAAACGUCUUGAGUCUGGUAUUCAGUUCCAACAUGAAGCUGAGAUUGCCAGCUACCUUUUCGAGUGUGAGAAUAUCAUCAGACAACAAGUGGUGGACAUCCAAAUUCUUCUGGAUGGAAAAUUCCCCUUUGCAGAUCAACUUGUCCAAAGGGUAUCAAAACUGCGAGAUGACCUCCUAUCCCUGAGAGCCGAGUUUUCUUCUGUGUACAGCAAAAGCCGCACCCUGACAACAGAGGAAACCAAAAUGAUGAUCUCAGGCAUCACACAAAGCCUGAACCCUGGCUUCUCACAGAACAUCAGCACAAGCCUGACACCAGCCCUUACUCCAGCACUCACCCCAGGGGGGUUAGGCACCCCUGGGUCCACAUUCACAUCCAGCCUUACACCGUGCCUGACCCCGUCCGUGACCCCUGCCUUGACCCCCGGUCUGCAGCCAGCUUCAGUCCAGAGCUACAUGGGGAGUGGUGGCGGCAUGGACCCAGGCAGCCUCAGGCAUUUGAAACACAUGCAGAUCCGCAAGCCCUUAAUGAAAUCCUCACUGGCAGACUCCAACAUGACAGAAGAGGAGGUCAACAUGAAAUUUGUUCAGGACCUCCUGUACUGGGUGGAAGAGAUGCAGUUGCAGCUGGAUCGUUCAGAGUGGGGAUCUGAUUUGCCAAGUGUGGAAAUGCAUUUAGAGAACCACAAAACUGUACAUAGAGCCAUUGAAGAAUUUCAGAUGAGUCUUAAAGAUGCCAAACUGAGUGAGAUUCAGAUGAACAUGCCCCUGAAACUAACUUAUUCAGACAAACUGAACAAACUAGAAAAGCAGUAUGAAACGCUAUUGAGCUGUUCAAGAGAGCGGCAAAGCCACCUGGAAAGCCUGCAUGACUUUGUGUCACAGGCGACUCAGGAGCUCAUCUGGCUGAACGAGAAGGAGGAAGAGGAGGUUGCCUUCGACUGGAGUGAUCGCAACAGCAACAUCUCGAAGAAAAGAGACUACCAUGCUGACCUGAUGAGGGAGCUGGAUGAAAAGGAGGAAGUGAUCAAGUCUGUGCAGGACAAGGCAGAGCGCCUAAUGCUCAAGAACCACCCAGCCAGGCUCACUAUUGAAGCAUACAGAGCUGCCAUGCAGACGCAGUGGAGCUGGAUUUUACAGCUCUGCUCAUGUGUAGAACAGCAUCUCAAGGAGAAUGUUGUGUAUUUUGAGUUUUUCAGUGAUGCUAAAGAGUCCAUGGACUACCUUAAGAGCCUGCAAGAUGCCAUUCAAAGAAAAUACAGCUGUGAUCGAACAAGCAGCCUACACAGACUGGAGGACCUAAUUCAGGAGUCCAUGGAUGAGAAAGAGCAGCUUCUUCAGUACCGCAGCACUGUAGCUGGGUUAGUGGGCAGGGCAAAGAAUAUCGUGCAGCUCAGGCCCAGGAACCCUGAAAGCCCUGUGAGAUCCUCCAUCCCUGUUAAAGCCAUCUGCGAUUAUCGUCAGAUAGAGAUUACCAUUUAUAAAGAUGAUGAGUGCGUAUUGGCCAAUAACUCUCACCGGGCCAAGUGGAAAAUCAUCAACCCAUCAGGGAAUGAGGCCAUGGUGCCCUCUGUCUGUUUCACUGUGCCUCCACCCAACAAAGAGGCUGUUGAUAUGGCUACAAAAACUGAGCAGUUAUACCAGAAUGUCCUGGCACUGUGGCACCACUCCCACAUCAACAUGAAGAGUGUGGUGUCUUGGCAUUAUCUAAUGGCUGAUAUACGAGCCAUCCGCAACUGGAAUGUGGCCUCAAUAAAGACCAUGUUACCAGGUGAGCAUCAGCAGGUCUUGAGCAAUCUGCAGUCCCACUUGGACGAGUUCUUGGAAGACAGCGAAGAAUCCGAGGUGUUCACAGUGGCAGACUGUGCCCAGCUAGAGAGAGACGUUGCGGCCUGCAAGGAGUACUACCAGGAACUGCUCAGAUCUGCAGAAAGAGAGGAACACGAGGAGUCGGUGUACAAUCAUUACAUCUCAGAAAUACGCAACUUCCGGAUGCAUCUGGAGGCCCAUGAAGAACACCUGAUCAGGCAACUCCGCACACCGCUGGAGAGAGACGACCUGGAGCAGAGUCUGCAGCGCAUCACUGAACAUGAGAAGAAGACAGCGGAGCUGAACAAAUUGAAGGAGGACCUUGACGCUAUGAAGGAGAAAUGUGAGCUGUUCCUCAGGCAGGCUGCAGGUUCUCCAUCUGUGCCAACGCUUUCCUCUGAACUCACUGUCCUCGUUCAGAACAUGAGCCAAGUGUACUCCAUGUCUUCCAUUUAUAUGGACAAACUGAAAACAGUGAGCUUAGUGGUGAAGCACAGCCAGAGUGCAGAGGGGCUCGUUAAGGCCUACGAAUCCAAACUCUACGAGGAAGAUGCUAUGAACUCUGAUGUCAAGUCCAUUGAGACUGUCAUAUCAACACUUAAGCAAUGGCGGACAGAGAUCGAUGAGAAGCAGGAGGUGUUCCAUGACAUGGAGGAUGAGCUGCAGAAAGCACGAGUCAUCAGUGACCGCAUGUUUAAGGCACAUAACGAACGUGACUUUGACCUCGACUGGCACAAGGAGAAAGCUGAUCAGCUGAGUGAGAGAUGGCAGAACAUUCACUCGCAGAUCGAUGGCAGGCUUCGGGACUUGGAAGGUAUCAACAAAUCUCUGAAACACUACAGAGACUCCUACAGUAGUCUUGAUGAAUGGGUCAGAGAAAUGGAAGCGGCACAGCUAAAGGCCCAAGAAAACAAACCCGAAGACAGCAAGGCACUGGCUGAGCUGUUGAACAAACAGAAGGUCCUUGUUGCUGAAAUUGAACAAAAACAGAACAGAAUUGACGAGUGUCAGAAGUACUCAGAGCAGUACUCUUCUGCCAUUAAGGAUUAUGAACUUCAGCUGAUGACGUUCAGAGCGAUGGUUGACUCCCAACACAAAUCCCCUCUCAAGAAACGGAGGAUGCAGAGCUCUUCUGAUGCCAUUCAGCAGGAGUUUAUGGAUCUCCGAACCCGCUACACUGCUCUUGUGACUCUCAUGACACAGUAUGUGAAGUUUGCCAGUGAAACACUGAAGAGAACUGAAGACGAGGAGAGAUCUGUUGAUGAGGAGAAGAGAGAGCAUGGUGAUAAAGUUAGCAAGCUAUUGCAUUGGAUGUCCAAUGUGAAACAGACCCCAAACAAUGAUGAGAAUGCUCUGAAAGAUAGCAAUGCCAACACAGACGCUUCUAAUAAGCCCCAGGUGUCAGUCGAGGAAAUGGUAACUAAAAAGGAACAGAUUGCAGAGGCACUGAGGGCCACACAAAUGAUGCUGAACAAACACAGUGACAAAAUGACCGAAGAGGAAAGAGAAAAGGCCCAGGAGCAGCUGAAGGCACUCAAUCAGGCCUACAAUGACCUCUCCCAACAAUGUUUAGAACAGACCACCUCUGCAGAAGAGGAAAAGUCCAGUAAGUCCAGGGAUGUAGGGCUUGUGACCGGACCCAUGAGUGGCCUGAUUGCUCCCAUAACUGGAGUCACUCUCCCAGAGGCCCAACCGGUGACCUCCGUCCUCUUUCAGUCCGAGCCACUUCUCUGUCUGGACCGGGAUAAUGCUUUCAAACCAGAUCUCAGCUAUAAAUCCACACUGAACCACUUGCCAGAGUUAAAUGAAGCAAGCAAGUGCAUACAGAAUUCACAUGUCUCCUCUGUGUCGCUCUGUGACAUCGCAGCAGCUAGGGCAGAAGCCGCGUAUGAUGACAUGAUCAUCAAGAUGAUAGAGGUCAAACAAGCCAGUGAUGGACUGGAGGUGUCCUACACAGGGGACACACUGACCCUGGAGAGGGCAUUUCAGAGCGGCUUAAUACCUGCUUCUGUUUACGUAAAGAUUCUUCAGAGGCAAAAGGAUAUGAUGAAUCCCAGCACUGCUGAAGAUGUGUCACGCUUAGAGCCUGUGCCGGAGGUUGAACCUUGCGAGGUCAAUGGACUGAUAUUAAAGUGCCUCAGCAGAAAUAAAUCACUGACAUCAGGGAGGGAUAUUAACACUCUGAGGUUUUGUCAAGAGGGUUUAAGUGACCAGGAGACCAUGUCAAGGCUGUUAGGUGCUCAGGUGGAUGUAGGUGACCCCAGAGAAUGUCAACAUGCUGUUGAGGUGUCAGAGGAUGGUAUGAGUAGCAUUGGAAACCUCCAAAAUGGAGAUGGGCUGAAGGUGGAUGCAGCCGUUCAGUGUGAUUUGAUGAGAUCUAGCAGCACACUCACUGUGCUUGGAAAUCAGCAGCAGUUUAUGGGAAUAGUGUUGCCUUCCUCUGGGGAAAUCCAGACUGUGUCCACCACAGAUGAGUUUACCAGCAGACUGUUCAGUAAUCGGGGAAAAAUAGCAGCUUUUUACUUUCCAGAAAAUUCCGAGGUGGUAGACAUUACCUCUGCCACUAAAAAUUAUUUGAUUGACAGUUACACAGCAGAGUUUUUGAAAUCUAUAGACAUCCCUGAUGUGUUUCCUGAUGUUGAUCACCUUAAUGAAAAGUAUUCAUCUUGGCUUAUGUAUAAAAAACUCUCAGUUGAUGGACGCUAUCAUGCUGGAGACAGUUCAGAAAUUGAUAACAUCCCUACUCACGCAGAGGCAAAGCAGUUAUUUAUCUCCUACAUAAUGAUAAACACUUACACAGAUCCCAACUCAGGACAGCGGGUCCUAAUACUCGACAAGCAGCUGAGUAAAAUGGUUAAAAUCUUUCUUGAAGAUUCAAUAUUUUCUGAAAACACUGAGAAAAAUGUCACUUCUCUGACUUUAAAUGUUGCCGAUCUUUCAGAACAGGUAGAUUUAAAGAUCCCGCUACACAUAAAUGAGGAAACAGAAGAUUUAAUGGAAUACACACAACAUACUGGUGAUCCCAAUUUAAUUUCCUCAGGAAAUGGAAUACUUACCUCUGAUGAAAACACAUAUACAAAUGCCAGGGCUCUAAAACAGGAUCAUGUCAAUGGAUUUUUAGUAGAUAAUGACAUUGACUCGGUGACAGAUAAAAACAUGUGUCCAAACCAAACUAAUUGGACAAAGUCAGAUGAAUUUACGGAACCAAUUUGUGGAAAUAAUUUGCAAACUGAUGUUGAAGGUGCAGAUAGUGAAAGUCUUGAUAUUCCAGUGUUUUCAGUCCUUCACACUUUAUGUUCUGUGAACAGAACAAAUGUUGGCUCACCAACAAGGAUGUUUGACUCUGAGUGUUCAGUAAAAUCUUGCCGUCAAACACUGCCAUACUACGAUCCUGACUCCCUUUGUAGUGAUUCAAAAGGUACAGAUGUUACCCAAGCUGAGUUUUUAUGCUCUGAGGAUUUGGCGGAGGGUGAAAAUGAGCAAGACUAUGCUGUUCAUCUUCUGAAAGUGCAAACAGAGGAAGGGGGCAUUUUAGACAUCACCUCUGGGAGACGUUAUGACCUGGAGGCAGCUCUCAGUAAGGGCCUAGUUGAUGAAACGACGGUACUAAAACUGCUUGCCGUACAGUCAGAUGAAAAAGGAAGUGUUGUUGGUAAUGAGGAGGGCACGAUGUCUGUUUUAAAACCGGCAGUGUCAGAUGGAUCCAUAUCCUCAAACAUUGCUUUUCCUAUGGCACAGCAGAGCCUUCUGAGAUCUGGUUGCACCAUUAGUAUAAGUGAGUCAGUACAGUCCGGAUUAGUUAAAGAUGACCGUGUUGACGGUGACGGGGCCCUUAACUCAGACCCCAAAGCCUGCAUUUACCCAGAAGAGAACUGUCCUCACUCCAUCUUUGACAAAGGUUUAAUUAAUAUUAAUGAAGAUGACAACGUGCAGCAGCCGACUGAGAGGAAGGUUGCUGCCAUUGUGCUCGAUCUGACCAAUGAGGAGGCUAAUAACAAAGAGACAGAGAGUGAGAAUGCAGAUGCAGAUGUAGAUUGUGAGACAACAGGAAACGUAGAAAAGAUGAGUAAUUAUCAUCACGAGUGUCUCAUGAUCUCACCCUCCUUGUGGAGUCAGGUUGCUGCAGAGUGUGUUCAUCACAUUGACAAAUUGCCUUUACUGGCUGAAGACAGGGACUCGCAGGGUGUAAUCAGCCAGCUGACAGAUACAGCUGACUUAUCCAGAGUUAUGAUAGAAAACACUGCUCCAACUACCCAGUCGCGUCCAUCUAGUCUGAGUGACGGAACCUCCGGCAUCAGCACUGAUCCAGAAAGCCAGACUCAAUAUGCCACUUCGACUAAACACUCUAAAUCUGACACCUUGUCCUUUGAUGAUGAGUUUUUCAUGGCUGGAUAUGAUGUCCGAGUGGGAGAUCAGACAGUUAAUAAGAGUGAAUUAGACAUGUCCUCACCACAUCGCGAUGUGUUGUCUGAGGAAAGUACAAUGGAGUAUGACACGAGUGCAGUUCAGUCACCUUUGGACAGUGAGCCAACUCCAAUUAGAGAUUACUCAUCGCCCGGGGAUUUGGUGGAAAGUGCACUUAUCUCAGUUUCCAGGGGUAAUGGUAACUAUGAUGACAACAUUACAGAAGGUGGCAGCACAAUCACAUUACCUCAGCAAACUGCACUUCAGUCAGAAAGCAAUUUUAGUGUUGAAUCUGAGCCCAGCUGCUCUCAAAAUUGUCAGAGUACGCUUGUUGGUGAGCAAUCUCAACACACACCUGUUGUUUCCAGUGAAGUCAUUGCAACACAUUCUCUCAGUCUCAAUUGUUCUGAUGUAGAGGAUUCCGAGCAGUACACUUCAGCUACCGCCAGAGUUUCUCUUGAAACAGUACCGGCUGAUCGGGAUUUGUCAGGUUCAGGUCACAGUGUUACAUAUGAUGUUGAUUUAAACACAGAGGGUCUUUCCCUUGAGAGGCAACAUGGGGGCAUUUUCCCCAUGACCUGUGAUACAGAACAGAUGCAUAUGUCACAAAAUGCACAGAAAGCAGAGACAAGUGAUAAACAAAAUGCAGAUAUUGGUGGAAAGGUCUCUGCAUUAGAAAUGAACUCAGGGCAGUCUGAAACUAUAAUGGAAGUACAGUUACAAUCUAAUAUUCCACCAGAGGAGAAAAGAUUACAUGUGUGUGCUUCUGAGCAUCCCCACGUAGUUACUGAUUUCCUGUCAAACAGCUGCACUAAAUCUGAUGUUUCCUCUUUAGCUCCAUCAGUGUUUUCUAAUGCCGUAGGGACAUGUGUAGAUGACAUAGGGGAAAUUAUUACAAAAGAGAGCUAUGUCAGUGAUUUGCAAAAGGCACAAACUAUUGCUAUAGUUCAGAAUACUCCACAACCUUUAGACAAAGGCGUGGGAGACACACCUCAUGGACUCAUAGAGAGCAGUCACCCAGACCUUCUCAUGGAUUUGCUGAAGCAAAAUGCCCUCAGUUUAAACAACAAAGACGAAGGGAACUCAGAACUGAUACUGCAGGAAGAGAAAGUCAAUGAAAAGACAGAACAGUCCAAUGCUCCAAAUAUCCAGCUGCAGCUGCUGCAGGUUCUUAAGACCGUUUCCUCAAGCCAAGACUUUUCAGUGCUUCAGGAAGUGAUGGACACUCUGAGCUCUGCUCUGGGCGGGGACCCUCAGGAGGAGCGGCGGCACAUACUAGAGAGCAUCAGGGAGGAGAGCUCAGAGGAAGAAGAUGAGGGGUCAGCAGAUGAUGACUUGGGUCACUCUUCUGCAGGCAGUCACCGAACAUCUGCUCAGUUGUCUGCCAACUCAGUGGCCUGCAAAAUUGAGGAGGUCAAAAAUAAGCUGUUCUCCAUCCAGGAUUAUUUGGAGUGCGUUGGGAGGCUGCAGGAUCACGCUGAUGUUUUAGAUGAUGUCAGAAAAGACCUUUUAAUCCAGGCACCCAUGGGCAACAUCAUGGAAGAACUGCAUCUCCAAAUAGAGGAAUGUCAGUCUCUGGAGUCUCAACUCUCUAGACUGACUGGUGUUCUGACGGCAGAUAUGGAGAAAGCCAAACAGCUCUUAAGUUCUGCCAGUGAGGGCAUUCCCAUACAAAUCCACCAAGACUUGGCCUCGACUUAUAUGGAGUUGGGGCCAAAUUUCACUGCUGUUUCCCAAAUGUGUGCAGAAAGGAGUCACUCCCUAAUUCAAGCAAUGGAAGCGGGAAAGGUACAUUUGGAAUCAACGUACCAGAAACAUCUUAGUGAUCUUGAUGAACUAGCGGGCCUCGUCCAAAACACCUCUGAGAUGUGUGCCGUGGAUUUUAACAUGUGCGAUGUGGACACACUGAAACAUUUGAUUCAGCAGAACAAGGACACGGAGAGAAAUCUGCUUAAAGAAGCCAGACUCAAGUUAGAGGAUGUCACGUUUGAUAUCCAGUGCUUUAUAUCUGAGCACGCUCAGUUCCUGAGUCCAGCUCAGAGCAGCUACCUCCUCAAGUUCCUCAGCACCACUCAGCGAGCACUCAGGGACCAGACAGAGAAACUUGUUACCCAGAGGAGCGCCUUAGAUGUCCUGCUGGACACCAGGGAAAGGGAGAACCAGCAGAAGUCUUUACUGGAGAAACACAAGGAGUUUACAGAGAAGUUGGAGGAAGUGUGUGAUAAUCUCACCUUGACAGAAAACCACCUGAUUGGUCAUCAGCAACAGGCCGAAAAUGCUAAGCGUGUCACGGACCUGCAGCAGUACCAGCAGGAGCAUCAGGCUCUGCAGAAAGAUGUAUUGACAAACGCCAGUGCCUUGAAUGAGGUCAUCACCAGCACUAAAAAGUUUCUGGAGGAAAACCGGAGCAAGCUGACACCAGACCAAAUCGCCAUCAUUGAGAGCAAAUUGGAAGAGGCUAAGAGCAAAGCCAAGCUCAUCAACCAGCGGGCAGAGGAGUCCAGGAAAGAUCUGGAGAAGGUCGUUACCACAGCCAUAAAACAGGAGAGUGAAAAGGCAGCAGCUGUUGAGCGGCUUGAAGAAAGUAAGAACAAAAUCGAAGGUCUCCUGGACUGGAUAUCCAACAUAGGGAAUGAAAAUGAGAGUCUGGAUGAAACUGACCGUACAAGUAAAGAGAAUGGAAACCUGCCAGAAGAAACCUCGGAGAAGGGACUGAUAGGAGAGGAGGACGAUGCCAAUGGAAAUGCUUUUCAGACCACUGAAAAGGAUUUUGGCAGAGAGACCGGUGGCAAGAGCGACGCCUCCCUGGACCUCGAUAAGCAAUAUGACAGGGUCAAGGCCCGCCAUCAGGAGAUCCUGUCCCAGCAGCAGGAUCUCAUCAUGGCCACCCAAUCAGCUCAGGCUCUGCUCGACAAGCAGGCCGACGUGCUGUCUCCAGAGGAGAAGGAGAAACUGCAGAAGAACAUCCAGGAGCUGAAGGGACGCUACGAGGCCUCGCUGACGCAGGCUGAACAGCAGAUGAAGCAGGUGCAGUGUGUUCAGGAGGAGCUGAAAAAGUUCCAGCAUGACUGUAAGGAGUUUGAGGGCUGGUUAGACCAGGCGGAGGGAGACGUGGAGGAGCUAGGAGCUCCUGCAGGCUCUCUCAAUAUCCUCAGUGACAAACUCCAGCGACAGAAAAGCUUCUCAGAAGAUGUGAUCUCUCACAAAGGGGACCUUCGCUUCAUCACCAUUUCAGGACAGAAAGUGCUGGACGUGGCUAAAGCCUGCGCAUUAGAUGACCCUGCAGCUAAGAAUGCUCCACUGCACGUGGAUACUUCAGGAACCUGUUCGGCUGUCAAGAAUAAGUUGGACUCAGCAGCCACCCGAUACAAAACACUAUAUUCACAGUGCAACCAGCUUGGCAACAACCUCAAAGAUGUGGUUGACAAAUACAAGAAAUAUGACGACUCGAGCGCUGGUCUUUUGAAGUGGCUCAACAGCUCAGAGGAGGAGGCCAGAAAGCAGCAAUCAGAGGCCAUAGCAGCUGAUCCACAAACACUACAGAAACAGCUGGAGGAGACCAAGGCCCUCCAAGGUCAGAUGACGGGCCAUCAGACUGCUGUUGACACACUACGCAAAACAGCCGAAUCUUUGGUAACAUCUGAAGGAGACCUGCUGAGCAACCCCGACGAGAUCCAGGAGACAGUAGAUGACAUAGUUGAGCGCUAUGACAACCUGUCCAAGUCUGUAAGUGAUAGAAAUGAGAAACUGCAGAUCACCCUGACUCGCUCCAUGAGUGUCCAGGAUGGUUUGGAUGAGAUGAUGGGAUGGAUGGAGGGAGUGGAGGCCAGCGUGAAAGAGAAAGAACAAAUUCCCCUGGACUCUGCAUCCAUUGGAGAUAUCCUCAGCAAAGAAGCAGCAUUAGAGCAGGACAUAGCAAGUCGGCAGAGCAGCAUCUCAGCCAUGAAAGCCAAGGUGAAGAAGUUUGUGGAGACGGCAGAUCCCUCUGCUGCUGCCCUGCUGCAGUCUAAGAUGGAUGCUCUCUCCCAGCGCUUCUCUAAUGCCUGUGACAAACAUAAGCAAAAAGUUUCCCAACUGGAGCAGCUGAAGGAAAAGGUGGAACAGUUUGAUGAGGUCGCAGGCAAAUUUCAGCAGUUUGUUGUGAAGUGUUCACAAGAACUACAUGAGACAGACGGGCCAGGGAAGACUUUCAAUGAAUUGUCUGAGCUAAUGAAGAAUACUAAAGCUGAGAUGGCUGAACAUGCCAGUGAUCUGGAGAAGCUGCAGACUCUGUCCAAGGAGCUGUCUGAAAUAAGCCCUGAUGGAAACAAAGCGCCAAUCCAGAGCAAGAUGGACAAUCUCUCAAAUAUUUUCAGCACCUUAAAAGACUCUGUUAAAGAAAAGGAAGAGGAGGUAUCAUCCUGUCAGGACCAGCUGGGAGAGUUCAGAUCUGCAGCUAGCGCUCUCACCAAGUGGCUGGAGCAGACCAAUGAGAAAGUACCUGCGGUUCAGACAAGCAGCAGUGAGAAAAGUCUGGAGAAGGACCUGCAGAUAGUUACUGUUUUAUUAGAUGAAUGGACAUCCAAAGGCCCUGUUGUCCAAGACCUGAACAGUAAAGGAUCAGCACUCUGCAGCCUCAUCACUUGCCUCACAUCCCCUGCCAAGACAAAGACCCCUAAAAAGUCAGCUCUUACUAAUGGUGGUGCUCCAGGGAGCCAUUCCUACCUAACCAAUAAAGAGCUGAUGGUAAUUCAGCAGAACAUGUCAUUCGUCAACGAGGGAUACGCGCGCCUGGGGGAAACGCUGAAGAGUCGAGCAGCAGAGCUGAGUAGUUUGGUGCAUGAGGUCAAAGAGGCCCAAAAGGAGACGGAGGACAUGAUGAAGUGGCUGAAGGACAUGAAAAAGACUGCAGCAUCCUGGAACAAUGCGGCCACAGAGAAAGAUUCAGUGAAAACACAGCUGGAACAGCAGAAGACAUUUGAGGACGGCAUGAAGCAAAAGCAGGAGCAGCUCCAGAAGCUCAGAGAGAAGCUCCUCAACUUGAUUAAGACUCAUCCAAAUUCCCCCGAGGCAGCAAAAUGGAAGCAGAUGCUGGCAGAAAUAGAUGCUGCUUGGGCGGAUAUUAGCGGUUCUGUAGAGGAGAGGAAGCAGCACCUGGAGCAGUCCAACAAGAAUCUGGACAUCUUCCAAACAACUGAGCUGCAGCUUGGUCAGUGGCUUUCAGAGAAAGAGCUAAUGAUGAGUGUCCUUGGACCCCUCUCCAUAGACCCCAACAUGCUUAAAAUGCAGAAGCAGCAAGUUCAGAUCCUCCAGAAUGAAUUUAAGAGCCGUAAACCUCAAUAUGAGCAACUUGAGGAAGCUGCCUCUGCCAUCCUGAGCUCCUCGGGCAACCAGGACCCCUCAAAUGGGAAGCUGGUGAGGGAGCAGCUCGCUGCCGUCACCCAGAAGUGGCAAGGCCUCACGGGACAGCUGGACCAGAGAGACAGCCUCAUCGACCAGGCUGUGGUGAAGACAGGGCAGUUCCAGGAGUUACUGAGGAGUAUCAGUCAGACUGCCACCGAGCUGGAGAAUCAGCUCACCAACCACCAGGGCCACAGCACCCAGCCCGAUGCUGUGAAGAAGCAGUUGGAGGAUGUCCAUAACAUCUCAACCCAGCUGAGAGAGGAGAGGAAGAAGCUGAAGGAGGCUGAGGUCAUCAACGCAGAACUCACAGCUAUGGUGACUGAGGACUAUCUCAAAGCAGACUUAGCCAGGCAGCUGGAGAGUGUCAGCAAGCCUUUCAAACAGCUGGAAGAGAAAGCAGCAAAACGGAUUGAGCAGCUCAGCUCAACUUUUGCCAGCUCUCAGCAGUUCCAUCAGACCUCCAAAGACUUUCAGUCAUGGCUGGGUGAGAAGCUCCAGGACCAGUCUAAGCCCCAGCCCAUCUCUUCCAAAGUUGACGUUCUGCAACAAGCCCUGGAGGAGCACAGUAAACUCCAGAAGGCUCUCAGUGAACAUAAGGAAGCUUACAGCACAAUCAUUGGGGAAGGGGAGAUGCUUCUGCAUAACACUGAUGGUGCAGAAAAGUUGGCACUACAAGGGCAGCUUACUACACUCUCUUCCAACUGGGAGGAGGUGAAGAAGAGCUCCAUGGAACAGGUCGACAAACUCCAGACUGCCUUGCAGAGAUCUCUGAAGUAUCAGGAGCAUGCAGAAAAGCUCAGCUCCUGGAUUCAAGAGUGUGAGGCCAGCGAGGGCCAAGUCAAACUCACUGUUGAUCCGGUUGCUGUGGAGAGCACCAUUUCUCAGGUGAAAGCUCUCCAGAAGGAUGUCGACAAGCACAGAGGGAUGGUGGAGCAGCUCAAUGCGGCUGCAGAUAGCCUUCUUGAGGUGGCCAACAUGGACACUGAAGGCGUCAAAGAGGAGAAGGCUAGCAUUGGUAAAAGAGUGGACAAUGUAAUGGAUGGCCUGCAAAACAAACGGGAGUGCCUGGAAAAGAUCUCACACACAGUUAAAGAAUUUAAUGAUGCCUAUAAAGAAGCAAAGAGUCAGAUUGAGGCGGCUAAGAAGCAGGUGGAUACCUAUGAAUCACAGGGAGUUCAGGCACACAGCAACAAGAACCUGACCAAUAUGAAAGCCCAACAGAAGAGUUUAGAGGGAGUCCAGAACCAAGUGGAGCACCUGAAGAACCUGGCCAGGGGCCUUGUGUUGGAUGUCCCAGAUGCUGAUGGGGUGACAGACCUCUUACUGCAGGCUGACAGCGUAGAAAAGGACUACAGCACCCUUAGCAAGACAGUUGAGGAGACGUGCCAAGUCUUGGAGGGUAAACUGCAGGGCAUUGGGCAGUUCCAAAACAGCAUCCGAGAUAUGUUCACCCGGUUCACAGACCUGGACGAUGAACUGGACAGCAUGGCUCCUGUGGAUCUUCACUUGGCCACUCUUAAAGAACAGCAGGACAGCAUUCAGAGUUUUGUGGCCAAGCUGCAAGAGCUGAUGGCCAACACGGCCAAUGCUGGAGACAGCUGUAGGAAGAUGCUAGAGACUGAGACCUCACCUGACCUGUUAGGCCUGAAGAGAGAUCUGGAAGCUCUGAGUAAGCAGUGUGGUAAACUGUUGGACAGGGCUAAAGGCAGAGAGGUGCAGGUGCAGAGUACUCUCACCAAACUUGAGGAGUUGUACAGUAAACUCCACCAUGCGGAAGACAAACUUCGUAGAGCCGUGGACAAGGAGGCGUCCCAGGAGGCAGUUGGCAUGGAGACGGACAUCAUCAACCAACAACUGGAGGCCUUUAAGGCUUUCCAGAAAGAGGACAUUGAUCCAUUGCAGACGCAGCUUCAAGACAUCAACUCCCUCGGCCAGGGCCUGAUCCAAACCGCUGCCAAAGGCGCCAGCACCAAGAAGCUUGACGAUGACCUGGAGGAGGUCAACACAAAGUGGAAUACCCUCAAUAAAAAGAUUGCUGAGCGUUCAGCCCAGCUGCACGAAGCCCUGUUGCAUUGUGGGAGGUUCCAGGAUGCUCUGGAGUCACUGCUCAGCUGGUUGACUGACACGGAGGAGCUUAUGGCCAAUCAAAAACCUCCGUCUGCGGAGUUUAAAGUGGUCAAGGCACAGAUACAAGAGCAGAAACUUUUACAGAGACUGCUGGAUGACCGAAAGCCAACAGUGGAGCUGAUAAAAAAAGAGGGAGGGAAGGUUGCGGAACUGGCAGAGUCUGUGGAUAAGGAGAAGGUUGCAAAAGAGAUCGAAUGCCUGGGCCAGAGGUGGGACGCUCUGCUCAAGAGGGCUGAAAACAGGCACAAGCAACUGGAGAGCAUCUUAGUGGUCACUCAGCAGUUCCAUGAGACCCUAGAACCCCUGAGCGAGUGGCUCGCAGCCACAGAGAAACAGCUAGCCAACUCCGAACCCAUCGGCACUGAGACGUCUAAGUUGGAAGAUCAAAUCUCUCAGCAUAAGGCCUUAGAGGAGGAGAUUAUGAAUCACAGUAAAGACCUGUUUCAGGCCGUCAGUCUGGGUCAGAUGCUCAGAACUGUGAGCUCAGUGGACGAUAAGGAGUUUGUUCAGUCCAAACUGGACGCCACCCAGGCCAGUUACAUAGAGCUCCAGGAGCGAUGCAGGAGGAAAGCCGAGAUGCUGCAGCAAGCUCUGGCAAACGCCCAGCUGUUUGGAGAAGAUGAAGUGGCGCUCAUGAACUGGCUCAACGAGGCACACACGAGGCUGAGUGAAGUGUCCGUGGAAAACUACAGAAUAGAUGUUCUUGAAAAGCAGCUGGCAGAACAAUGGACACUACAAAGUGAUAUUGAGCUGAGGAAGAAGAAUGUUGACCAAGCCAUCUGUAAUGGGAUGGAGCUUCUGAAGCAAACAACAGGUGAUGAGGUGGUUGUUAUCCAAGGCAAACUGGACGGAAUAAAAACAAAGUACGCUGAGAUCAACACAAUGAGUGACAACGUUUUGAAGACAUUGGAGCGGGUUUUGAGUCUCUCUACUAAGCUGCAGAACACCCAUGAGGAUCUGAGCUCCUGGCUCGAGAAAGUCGAGACUCAGACCAGCGCUUUUGCUGAUCAAGAGCUGGUGGGCGAGCAGCUCCUUCAAGCACAAAACAGACAGAAGGCCUUGUUGAAGGAGACCAAAGACCAAAAACCUGUGAUGGACAAGCUGAAUGAGUUGAGCAGUUCUCUCCUGGAUCUGAUCCCCUGGCACACUCGCGAGGGUCUGGACAAGCUGGUGACUGAGGACAAUGAGCGGUACAGAGCAGUCCGCGACACCAUCACCCAGCAGGUCGAUCAGAUCAACGCCGAUAUACUCAAGUCACAGCAGUUUGAACAGGCUGCAGACACUGAACUCUCUUGGCUGACUGAAGCUGAGAGGAAGUUGCUGUCGAUGGGCGAGAUCAGGCUGGAGCAGGACCAAACCACAGCCCAGCUCCAAGCACAGAAGAUCUUCUCCAUGGACAUCAUGAGGCACAAAGAUGCUGUGGAUGAUAUUGUGAAAACAAGAAAGGCCAUCAUGAACAGCAAAACCCCGGAGGAGAAAGAAAUCUUGAAGGCCAAGACCCAGACUCUCUUGGAGAAGUACGGCAUCGUCAGUCAGCUGAACUCAGAGCGCUGUCUGCAGCUGGAGCGAGCCCAGUCUCUGGCCAACCAGUUCUGGGAGACCUAUGAGGAGAUGUGGCCGUGGCUUCAGGAAACCCUGAGCACCUUCAGCCAGCUGCCUCCACCUGCCAUCGAGUAUGAAACACUCAGGCAGCAGCAAGAGGAACUCAGGCAAAUGCGAGAGCUGAUUGCCGAGCACAAGCCCCACAUCGACAAGAUGAACAAGACCGGCCCUCAGUUACUUGAACUCAGCCCAGUGGAGGGAGCGCCCAUCAGAGAGAAGUACACAGCUGCAGACCAACUUUACACCCAACUCAAGGCUGAUGUCAAGCAGAGAGCUGCCACUCUGGAUGAGGCCAUCUCCAAAUCCACCCAGUUCCAUGAUAAAAUUGACCCGAUGCUGGAAUCCCUGGAACGGAUCGCUGAACGCCUGCGCCAGCCUCCGUCCAUCUCAGUGGAGGUGGACAAGAUCAAGGAGCAGAUUACUGAAAAUAAGGCCGUCUCUGUGGAUUUGGAGAAACUGCAGCCCUCUUAUGAGACACUGAGGCAGCGAGGCGAAGAGAUGAUCGCACGAUCGGAAGGAGCAGACAAGGACAUAUCUGCCAAAGCUGUACAAGACAAGCUGGACCAUAUGGUGUUCCUCUGGAGCGACAUCCAGGCCUUACUGGAGGAGCGGGAGGCGAAGCUGCUGGAUGUGAUGGACCUGGCAGACAAGUUCUGGUGCGAUCACUGCGCUCUCAUCGUCACCAUCAAAGACAGCCAGGACCUGCUGAGAGAGCUGGAGGAGCCCGGAGUUGAUCCUUCAGUCGUCAAACAGCAGCAGGAGUUUGUGGAGGGAUUUAAGGAGGAGAUUGAUGGACUGCAGGAAGAGCUUGAUGUGGUUCAAAACCAGGGAGCAGAGCUUAUGACUGCCUGCGGGGAACCUGAUAAACCUGUGAUAAAGAAGAGCAUUGAUGAGGUGAAUUUGGCGUGGGAAAAUCUCAAUAAGACUUGGAAGGAGAGAGUGGAGAGACUGGAAGAGGCCAUGCAGGCUGCUGUGCAGUUUCAGGAUGGCUUGCAGGGUAUGUUUGACUGGGUGGAUAUUCUGGAGAGCAAACUGGAUUCAAUGUCACCUGUAGGCACAGACCUGGAAACUGUCAAGCAGCAGAUUGUAGAGCUCAAGGAGUUCAAAGUAGAGGCGUACCAGCUGCAGAUUGAGAUGGAGCGCCUGAACCACCAGGCGGGCCUCCUGCUGAAGAAGGUGACGGAGGAGGCUGAUUGCUGCGCCAUCAAGGAGCCAAUGUCCGAGCUCAAGAUGCUCUGGGACAACCUGGAUGAGAAGAUCAUCAGCCGACAGCACAAACUGGAGGGAGGCCUCCUGGCACUGGGCCAGUUCCAGCACGCACUGGACGAGCUGCUGGCCUGGAUGAGCCACACUGAGGAGCUGCUCAACGAGCAGAGGAAGGCCGGAGGAGACCCCAAAGCCAUCGAGAUAGAGCUCGCCAAGCAUCAUGUCCUCCAAAAUGAUGUGUUGGCUCAUAAGGCGACAGUUGAGACGGUCAAUAAGGCCGGUAGUGACCUGGUGGAGUCCAGCGCUGGUGAGGAAGCUUCUAGUCUGAAGAGCAAAUUGGAGAACCUGAACCAGCGGUGGAAAGCCAUACUGGAGCAGACGGCGCAGAGGAAGCAACAACUGGAGGGAGCUCUGCUUCAGGCCCAAGGUUUCCAUGGUGAGAUAGAAGAUAUGCAGCAAUGGCUGAAAGACACAGAACGUCAGCUGUUGGCAUCAAAGGCUGUGGGAGGCUUACCAGACACGGCCCGGGAGCAGCUUAACGCCCAUCUGGAGUUGUGUUCUGCCUUGGAGGUGAAGGAGGAGCUGUACCAGGAGCUGCUGAACAAGGGUCACCAGCUGCUCACCAUGACACCCGAGGGUCCGGACAGCAACACAGAGCAGGACCUCGCCAACCUGAAGGACAAAUGGGAAGCGGUGCAGGGGAAGGUCGCUGAAAGAAAGGUGAAACUAGAAGAGGCCUUGACACUGGCCACGGAUUUCCACAACUCCCUGCAGGACUUCAUCAACUGGUUGACCCAAGCGGAGCAGACGCUGAACAUGGUUUCCUCUGCCUCCCUCAUACUGGAGACCAUCAUGUUUCAGAUUGACGAGCAUAAGGUGUUUGUGACGGAGGUGAACUCACACAGGGACCACAUCAUUGAACUGGACAAGACAGGAACACACUUGAAGUACUUCAGCCAGAAACAGGAUGUGGUCCUGAUCAAGAACCUGCUGCUCAGCGUGCAAGGCCGCUGGGAGAAGCUGGUGCAGCGGUCUGUUGAGCGAGGUCGCCUGCUGGACGACGCCAGGAAGAGGGCGAAACAGUUCCACGAAACUUGGAAUAAACUGAUGGAGUGGUUGGACGAAUCUGAGAAGACUCUGGACUCAGAAGUGGAAAUUGCCAAUGAUCCGGGCAAAAUCAAGAUGCAGCUGGCGCAGCACAAGGAGUUCCAAAAGGCUCUGGGCAGCAAACACUCAGUAUAUGACACCACGUCUCGAACAGGGCGGGCCCUGAAAGACAAGACCUCCCUUCAGGAUGAUAACCAGAAGCUGGACGACAUGCUGAGUGAACUGAGGGAUAAAUGGGACACUGUUUGUGGCAAGUCAAUAGAAAGACAAAACAAACUCGAGGAGGCCCUGCUGUUCUCCGGCCAGUUUACAGACGCUCUCCAGGCUCUCAUUGACUGGCUGUACAGAGUGGAACCUCAGAUGGCUGAGGACCAGCCUGUACAUGGAGACAUAGACUUGGUUCUCAACCUCAUAGACACCCACAAGGUUUUCCAGAAGGAGCUGGGAAAAAGGACAGUGAGCGUUCAGGCCCUCAAACGUUCAGCCAGGGAGCUGAUUGAGAGCAGCCACGAUGACUCGUCCUGGGUCAAAGCCCAGAUGCAGGAGCUGAGCACUCGCUGGGAGACGGUGUGCAACCUCUCGGUGUCCAAACAAGCCCGGCUGGAGCAGGCCCUGUGUCAGGCUGAGGAGUUUCACUCCACUGUUCAUAUCCUGCUGGAGUGGCUGGCUGAGGCAGAGCAGAGUUUGCGUUUUCAUGGCAGCCUGCCUGAUGAUGAGGAGGCUCUGCAGGCGCUUAUCGAACAACAUAAGGAGUUCAUGAAGAAACUGGAGGAAAAGCGAGUGGCACUAAAUAAAGCAACCAAUAUGGGGGAGGCUAUUCUGACCAUCUGCCAUCCAGACUCUAUCACAACCAUCAAACACUGGAACACCAUAAUUAAAGCCCGGUUUGAAGAGGUGCAGGCUUGGGCCAGGCAGCACCAGCAGCGACUGGCCACGGCCCUCACUGAGCUGUUAGCCACUCAGGAGCUGCUGGAGAAUCUGCUGACUUGGCUACAGUGGGCUGAGACCAACCUCAACGAUAAAGACAAGGAACCGCUGCCGCAGGAGAUCGAGGAGGUCAAAGGCCUCAUAGCAGAUCACCAGGCAUUCAUGGAGGAAAUGACCAGGAAGCAACCAGAUGUUGACAAAAUCACCAAGACACACAAAAGGAAGGCUGCUGUGGAGCCCCAAAUCCAGUCCCAGAUCCCUGUGCUUGGCAAAGGAAGAGCUGGAAGAAAACGCUCUCCCACACAAACGAUGUAUGCGUCAGCUACACAGGCGCCCAUUGAAACCAAGAACCCCAGGGUUAACCUGCUGGUCACCAAGUGGCAGCAUGUGUGGCUUCUGGCUUUGGACAGAAGGAGGAAACUCAAUGAUGCCAUGGACAGACUGGAGGAGUUGAAGGAAUUUGCCAACUUUGACUUUGAUGUGUGGCGGAAGCGCUACAUGCGCUGGAUGAACCAUAAAAAGUCUCGCGUCAUGGACUUCUUCCGCCGCAUUGACAAAGAUCAAGAUGGCAAGGUGACCCGGCAGGAAUUUAUAGAGGGUAUUCUCUCCUCCAAAUUCCCUACCAGUCGUCUGGAGAUGAGCGCCGUUGCAGACAUAUUUGACCGAGACGGGGACGGCUACAUUGACUACUAUGAGUUUGUGGCAGCUCUUCAUCCCAACAAGGACGCUUACAAACCACUAACAGAUGCUGACAAAAUUGAAGAUGAGGUUACACGUCAAGUAGCAAAAUGCAAAUGUCCAAAACGAUUCCAAGUGGAGCAAAUUGGUGCCAACAAAUACCGGUUUUACCUUGGAAACCAGUUUGGAGACUCUCAGCAGCUUCGUCUGGUACGGAUUUUACGCAGCACUGUGAUGGUGCGGGUGGGAGGAGGCUGGAUGGCUCUGGAUGAGUUCCUGGUGAAGAACGACCCCUGUCGAGCUAAAGGCAGGACCAACGUGGAGCUGCGAGAGAAGUUCAUCCUCCCAGAGGGAACCACUCAGGUGAUGGCAAGCUUCCGCUACAGAGGCCGGCCAUCAUCCAGAGGAGCUUCUCCCAACAGAUCCACCUCCAGUCAGAGCUGUGCAGUCCCGUCGAACCCAGCAGCGACCAGUACACUCAAGACUCCCCAACACAUAACCCGCAAUUAUGAUAAGCCCUGGCUUACAAACAGCAAACCCUCCACUCCUCUUAAAUCAUCAGACUCCUUUGGGAGCCAAGGUUCAUCCUCAGAGGGUACACCAGUUCAAGGCAGCAAGUUACGUCUUCCUGGGUACUUGUCAGGUAAAGGAUUUCAGUCUGGUGAGGAGGGAACCUUGAUCAGCGCUGCUGUACUGAAAGCUCGAACACAAACAAUAGGUGAGUCGAGAAAAAACUCCAGCCGACCUGGAAGUAAAGCCGGGAGCAGAGGGAGCAGUCGCAGAGGGAGCGACGCCUCCGACUUUGACAUCUCAGACAUCCAGUCUGUGUGCUCAGAUGUGUCCGAGACAGUUGGUGACUCGACCCGGGCAACGUCGCGCUCUGCGUCCCGUCAGCACGGAGGAAAACCCUCCAAGAUCCCCACUCCUCAGAGAAAAACCACUCCUACAAGCAAACUGGCCAAGGGAUCCAAGCGAUAGUCAGUGGCCUUGAAAACAAACAACCCAGGAGCUAGUUGCACCCUAAACACCGGACACUGGAGAUAUCUAACUUAAAAGACUGCAAAUGUGUUGAGUGUUAUUUAAAUUGUUGCAAAGAUGUAAAAUAUUCUGUUGAGAGGCAAUAUGGUUUAAUAUUAUGUGAGAAUGGAAUGUUAAUGGCCUUGUGUAUUUGUUUUUAAUGUAUUUUAUUUUUUUUGUGAAAAAUGUCAAAUUGUUUUUAUUGUAUUUUAUUUUAUUGAUGCGCAACCUGUAGAGGUUUGACGAACACUAGAAAACCCUGGGAUUGACUAUGUUGUACGGUUAACUAACAUUUCUAAACACACUAAUGAAGGGCAACACGUGGAAUAGCGAGAGUUACUGAAUGUACUGUAAUUUAUGUAUGCUGAUGUUUGGAGUAGAUGGUGCAUUAUGGUACCAUUUGAGGCACUGCAAUUAUCUAUUUAAGUGCUAUGAUAUACUGCCAACAUGCAUUUAAAGGGCAAUGCAAUAUACUACAAUAAACCCCAGUAAGCACUGCAGAAACCUUUAAAAAACACUAUUUAAGGCUAGUAGCAGAAACCUCGUAAUCAUGAAGCUUUUAAGUCCUGUUUGUUUGUGAGCAGCUGAAGCCCCUUUGUUUGACCACUUCCCAGCAGUGUGAGCAUUGACCUUGAAGAAGUGCCACUCCAUGUAGACAUUCUCUUGUGCAUCUAUGUCAAUGUAUGGUUAAUUUCGGUAGAGCUGAAAUUGUUACUGUAACAUUACUUUGUAAUAAACCUGCUUGCAGAAAACCACCA
Messenger RNA from Micropterus salmoides (largemouth bass), 22903 nucleotides. RefSeq names its product dystonin (gene dst). Gene Ontology annotation, molecular function: microtubule binding; calcium ion binding; structural molecule activity. Lineage: Eukaryota; Metazoa; Chordata; Actinopteri; Centrarchiformes; Centrarchidae. The transcript is spliced from 102 exons. Gene Ontology annotation, biological process: wound healing; hemidesmosome assembly; intermediate filament cytoskeleton organization. Gene Ontology annotation, cellular component: membrane; cytoplasm; cytoskeleton. The record is from RefSeq and is a predicted model, not a curated record. Bases 117 to 22106 code for a protein of 7329 amino acids.